Molecule: messenger RNA, 471 nt
Organism: Staurois parvus
Lineage: Eukaryota; Metazoa; Chordata; Amphibia; Anura; Ranidae
Source: the annotation of a GenBank genome assembly
GUGGGCUCUCGCUGUGACAGCGUCAGCAGUCUCUUAGUCAUCCCCUGUACUGUCUGUAGUCUCUGGUCAUCUCCUCUACUGUCUGCAGUCUCUGAUCAUCCCCUGUACUGUCUGCAGUCUCUGGUCAUUUCCUGUACUGUCCGCAAUCUCUGGUCAACCCCUAUACUGUCCGCAGUCUCUGGUCAUCCCCUAUACUGUCCGCCGUCUCUGGUCAUCCCCUGUACUGUCCGCAGUCUCUGGUCAUCUCCUGUACUGUCCGCAGUCUCUGGUCAUCUCCUGUACUGUGUCCGCAGUCUCUGGUCAUCUCCUGUACUGUGUCCACAGUCUCUGGCCAUCUCCUGUGCUGUGUCCACAGUUUCUGGUCAUCUCCUGUACUGUGUCUGCAGUCUCUGGUCAUCUCCUGUAGUAUGUCUGCAGUCUCUGGUCAUCUCCAAUACUGUGUCCACUCCAAGCAUAACAGCCUUUUUCUAG